Molecule: messenger RNA, 1359 nt
Organism: Phytophthora sojae
Lineage: Eukaryota; Oomycota; Peronosporomycetes; Peronosporales; Peronosporaceae
Exons: 4
Coding region: 1-1359 (452 amino acids)
Biological process (GO): coenzyme A biosynthetic process
Molecular function (GO): dephospho-CoA kinase activity
Source: RefSeq, a predicted model, not a curated record
AUGGGGCUGCGGGCGGCAGGCAACAACGCGCGUCCGAUCGAGCCGCAUCAGGCUGGGGCCAGCGCUUCCGCGCCGCGACUCUUUGCCGUGACGGAUGCCGACGUGGGCGAAUCGGAUCCUCUGCAGACGCAGGCAGAGAUGGUGCAGGAGAUGGCUUCACUCGCUUGCCUCGCUUUCGCCACGAUGGACUCGGGCGCCUUGCAGAGGCGUCCGCUGCCUCGUCACCUAGGAGCAUCUUCCGACGUCUACCACGCCUAUCGCCGAGUGUUUCCGCUCAUGGAGAAAAAGCUGCAGCUCCCCAAGCUACCGCCGGGCGUCGCAGGGGCGCCCGUGCUCUCCGGGGCGAGCACGGCGCUCGCCAUCGCGGCUGGCAUCGCAGCCGUCGUGGGGGUGUCGGCUCUGCACAAGCGCGCCGCCGCCGGUCGCUCGGACGCGCAGAAGAAGAGCGGCCCCAACGUGCGCGUGGGGCUGCUGCGCAUGCACGUGCCGCAGAACUUCCGGGACCUGGUGAAGAACGACGUGCUGCUGGAAAAGGCGGCGGAGAUGGUGGCGCAGACGCUGCUGAUCUUCGUGUCGGGCAGGGACAAGCACGAGGUGGUCAACUACACCAGCGAGCUCUACGGCAUGGCGUGGGAAGUCGCCUGCGCGCUCGGCAAGCCCUUCCUGGACAUCCGAAUUGUGGGUGGAGGCGUCUCGCCGGACAGCAAGACGUGGGAGGAGCUGGUGCUGCAGCCGGAGCUCAACGCCGUGUUUGGUGAGGACGCGCUGGUGGACGUGCAACGGCUGAACGCGCAGCGCUUCGAGCGGGACGGGUUGUUUGCAGUCACGUACCACCCGCUAGCGAUGCACGUGGAGCGGAGGCUGGCUGCCGAUGUCAACUACUUUGAGAACGAGCACGCAGAUCUGACGCCGCACGACCUGGUUAUCUUGGGAGGCACGUUCGACCACCUGCACAACGGGCACAAGAAGCUGCUGUCUCUGGCGGUGAGUAUCUGCGCGCGCCACAUCUUGAUUGGAGUCACGGCGGACAGCAUGCUCAAGAAGAAGUCGCAUGCGGAGCUGGUGGAACCGUUGGAAAGGAGGAAGGACGCCGUGCGCGCCUACCUGACCUUCCUCAACCCGAAGCUCGUCGUGGACAUCGUGACGAUUGAAGACCCUUUCGGCCCGGCCAUUGUGAUCCCGGAACCGGCGGCCAUGGUCGUAUCUAGCGAAACGCUAGCGGGUGCUGCUAAGAUCAACAGCAUUCGCGUCGAGCGUGGGCUACCGAAGCUCCACAUAUUUGCGUGCCGCCGCACGGAGAGCAGCACCCUCAGCUCGAGCUGCAUCCGUGACAAGAUCGCCGCUUCUCGAAACCGGUAG